Astyanax mexicanus (Mexican tetra) is the source of this 5575-nucleotide messenger RNA. It is a transcript of the gene unc5cb, whose product is annotated as unc-5 netrin receptor Cb. Bases 538 to 3399 code for a protein of 953 amino acids. Gene Ontology annotation, molecular function: protein binding; netrin receptor activity. The transcript is spliced from 17 exons. NCBI's taxonomy places the organism in Eukaryota, Metazoa, Chordata, Actinopteri, Characiformes, Acestrorhamphidae. Gene Ontology annotation, cellular component: membrane. Gene Ontology annotation, biological process: netrin-activated signaling pathway. The record is from RefSeq and is a predicted model, not a curated record.
CGCUGCGCGGCUCUCGAGCUCUCCAUCAGAACGCGAGACGCGAGACGGCGGGGCACGUUCACGCGGUGUUUUGUGCGCGAGUGCAGAAACGUUACGUUACGUUAGUUUUGCUUGCUGUUAUCGGCUGGAUACGGACAAACUUAAACCAUAAACCACGAUAAAUAGGCGAUAAAUAAGCCGACAGAAGCGACACGACUGCUGGAGAUGACCUAAAAGAGCUGGACACAGAUUUAUUUACAGGGACGUUUAUUAUAAACUACGGCAUCUCUCUCUUUCUCUGUGUGAGGAUAUUUAACCGGGGCUGUGGUGAAGAAGAAGAAGAAGAAGAAGAAGAAGAAGAAGGAGUCUGUAGUGCUGGUUUUGUUUUUAAACGGCUGUUUUUGGAUUUUGGAGAAUUUUUAAUUGGAGAAAUUCGUGUUUUCAGUCCCACUUCUCCUCCUUUUCUCUCCUCGUCGUGUCCAAGUUUGGGCUUUUCCGAGUCCCCAGCGCCUCAGAGCGUCUCGUCGGGCGGAUUUCUCCCACUUUUCGCGCGUUUCGAUGGGGAAAAGUGAACAGACUGCGGGGGAAAGGCACCGCGGGGGGACUGGAUUCUUACCGCGGAUGAGCUCCGUGUCCGUGCUGCUGGUGCUCGCCGUCUUCUUCCACAUCGGUGGAGCUCAAGUGGACGAUGACUACUUGGGAUUGGGCGAGCUUCCAGAGACCUUCCCAUCUGACCCGCCGGAGCCCCUCCCUCACUUCCUGAUGGAGCCAGAGGAGGCCUACAUCGUCAAAAACAAACCUGUCAACCUUUACUGCAAAGCCACGCCUGCCACGCAGAUCUACUUCAAGUGUAACAGCGAGUGGGUGCAUCAGAAGGAGCACACGGUGGAGGAGCGCGUGGACGAAACCUCUGGGCUGGUGGUGAGAGAGGCCAGCAUUGAGAUAACUCGGCAGCAGGUGGAGGAACUCUUCGGCCUGGAGGACUUCUGGUGCCAGUGCGUAGCCUGGAGCUCGGCCGGCACCACCAAGAGCCGCAAGGCCCACGUCCGCAUCGCCUAUCUCAGGAAGACGUUCGACCAGGAGCCGCUGGGAAAGGAGGUCUCUCUCGAACAAGAAGUGCUUCUUCAGUGCCGCCCACCUGAAGGGAUACCUGCAGCAGAAGUGGAGUGGCUAAAGAAUGAAGAGGUGAUUGACCCCGCAGAGGACCGUAACUUCUACAUCACCAUCGACCACAACCUGAUCAUCAAGCAAGCUCGUCUGUCCGACACCGCCAACUACACCUGCGUGGCCAAGAACAUCGUAGCCAAGAGGAGAAGCACCACAGCCACCGUCAUCGUCUAUGUGAACGGAGGCUGGUCCACGUGGACCGAGUGGUCGGCAUGCAACAGUCGCUGUGGGAGGGGCUUCCAGAAACGGACCAGGAGCUGCACCAAUCCAGCGCCCCUCAACGGUGGAGCCAUAUGCGAAGGCCAGCCCAUUCAGAAACUGGCUUGCAACCCGUUGUGUCCAGUGGACGGCCUGUGGACGGAGUGGAGCAAGUGGUCUACGUGCGGAACGGAGUGCACCCACUGGAGGAGAAGAGAGUGCAGCGCUCCCGCCCCCAAAAACGGAGGCAAAGACUGCGAGGGCAUGGUGCUCCAGUCCAAGAACUGCACCGACGGCCUGUGCAUGCAGAGUUCCCUAUAUCAGAAGUCCUCUGAACCAAAAGACAAGAGUGAUGAGUUUGGAUAUUCAUCCGCCCCGAGCACGGACGACGUGGCUUUGUACGUGGGCAUCGUCAUCGCCGUAAUCAUGUGCUUGGUCAUUUCCGUCAUCGUGGCUCUCUUCGUUUAUCGCAAGAAUCACCGCGACUUCGACUCCGACAUCAUCGACUCCUCGGCUCUCAACGGCGGCUUCCAGCCGGUCAGCAUCAAGACAGCGCGCACAGCCGAUCUCCUGGCGGCACCUCCUGACCUGACCUCGGCUGCAGCCAUGUAUCGUGGACCGGUCUACGCCCUGCACGACGUGGCCGACAAAAUCCCAAUGACCAACUCGCCAUUACUGGACCCGCUGCCCAACCUGAAAAUCAAGGUGUACAACUCGUCAGGCCUGGUCACGCCGCAGGAGGACCUGUCCGACUUCUCCUCCAAGCUCUCCCCCAAGCUCCCGCACUCGCUGAUCGACAGCGACACCAUGGGCCGACGCACCCAGAGCCUGGUGCGCAGCCGGGACCCGUCCUGCACCGCAUUCGGCUCCUUCAACUCCCUCGGCGGGCACCUCAUCGUCCCCAACUCUGGCGUGAGCUUGUUGGUGCCAGCGGGUGCCAUCCCUCAGGGACGGGUGUAUGAGAUGUACGUGACGGUGCACAGGAAGGAGACCAUGAGGCCUUCGGUGGACGACACCCAGACUGUUCUGAGUCCGGUGGUGAGCUGUGGCCCUCCAGGGGCCCUGCUGACCCGCCCGGUCAUCAUCACCAUGCACCACUGCGCUGAGGCCGACAGCGAGGACUGGCUGAUCCAGCUCAGGAGCCAAUCACAGCAGGGCCAGUGGGAGGACGUGGUGGUGGUGGGAGAGGAGAACUUCACCACUCCCUGCUACAUUCAGAUGGACGAGGAGGCGUGUCACAUUUUGACGGAGACUCUGGGCACGUACUGUCUGGUCGGGCAGUCGGUGAGCGCCGCGACCACUAAGAGACUCAAACUGGCCGUCUUCGGCCCCGUCACCUGCACCGCCCUGGAGUACAACAUCCGAGUGUACUGCCUGGACGACACCCAGGAUGCCCUGAAAGAGGUGCUGCAGAUGGAGAAACAGAUGGGCGGGAAGCUCCUGGACGAACCAAAGACCCUGAACUUCAAGGACAGCACCCACAACCUGCGGCUGUCCCUGCACGACGUCCCCCACACCCUGUGGAAGAGCAAACUACUGGCCAAGUACCAGGAGCUGUCGUUCCAGCACGUGUGGAGCGGUUCUCAGAGGAACCUGCACUGCACCUUUACUCUGGAGCGCUUCAGUGCCGGCACACUGGAGCUGGGCUGUAAGCUGUGCGUGCGCCAGGUGGAGGGCGAGGGUCAGAUUUUCCAGCUCAACACGACCCUGUCUGAGGACUCCCAGUGCAUCGACACCUCCCUGCUGGACCCGGCCAGCAACAUCACCACCCUGGUGGGGCCCAAUGCUUUCCGCAUCCCUCUGUCCAUCCGGCAGAAGCUGUGCAGCAGCCUGGACGCCCCUCAGACUCGGGGAAACGACUGGAGAAUGUUGGCGCAUAAACUUAACCUGGACAGGUAUUUAAACUACUUUGCCACUAAGUCCAGUCCGACCGGUGUGAUUCUGGACCUGUGGGAGGCUCAGCAUUUCCCCGACGGUAACCUGAACCGACUCGCCGCCGUUCUGGAGGAAAUGGGUCGCCAUGAGAACAUCACAGCCAUGCCGUCCGAGCACUGACACCCGUCCACCGGGCGAGAGAGCGGGACGUCGCCGGGAGGCGCGAUUUGGAUGAAUCACGGAUAGAAAAAGCGAGCGGCAGGCUGGAACCCACGCUGCUGCAGAGUGUGGAGUGGUGUAGCGGGCACUGUGGCACAGCGGGCACUAUACCACCCAGCUGUUCAGCCCAUCGGCAGCCCACGACAAAGUGACCAGCGGCUCACGGAGACUAACAAACGGAGACUAAAGGAUUCCUCCUUUCAUUUGAGAAAAAAAUAAAAAUAACAAAGCGAAUUUACCCCGACCGGCCAACCAACACAUGUAGAGGAACAAAAAACAUAUAAAAAAUACAUAAAAAAGGUCAAUUUAAGGACACGUAUUUUAAACCCUUUCUGUACGAUUCCUGGUACAGUAAUUUCUUUCUUUUUUUUUUUUUUUUUAAUUUUCCUUUUUGUUUCUAUUUUUUUUUUUCUUUUUUUUAUAUAUAUAUAUAUUUGUCAAAUGAGUUUCUUAGGAAACGCGUGAUUCUGCUGUCCAGAUAUUGGACCUACUCCACUUAUUUCUCUGACGUGUAGGAUAAUCAGUGAUAAUCAGUGAUCAUCGGUGAUCAACAGUGAUCAUUAAUGAUCAUUAGUGAUCGGUGCGCGCGUACGGCGGGCGGGAGCGCGAGCAUGCGUCCAGCAGGGCCCCAAGUGAAGAGGAAUCAAAUGUCCCAUCACAUCCAGUCAGUCCCACCAGUUUGAGUGCCAUUAUCAACCCGUGUCAUUCCUUACGCUUUCCCUCCCUUUCAAAAAUGGAUAAAAUGUUGUUAAAGAACCUUUUAUGGUGAAAUAUUUAAUAUUGCCUUUAUUUAUACUCAUUCAUUUACUUAUAUAUUAUAUUCUCACACCGCCUCCCAUUAUGUAUCUUUUUCCCUUUUUUUUUUUAGUUCAUUUUUCUACCUUUUUUAACCUUCCAUGUGUCUCCCAUGCAUUUUUCAUUUUUUUAAACCAGUGCCACCUAGUGGACAUAAUCUCCAACUACACAUUUUACAAAAUAUGCAGCCUGUAAAUAUGCAUUCAAGGACAUUACUGUAACUGUAAAGCUUAACAGUGUUAUUGUUAUAUGAUUUCUGUUAUUAUUUUUAAUUUUUUUUGUUCGUAUUAAUUGCGGUAUUCAGUUCGGUUGCAUUGUGAUCUGUAUUUAAUCGCAAAGUUUAGAGACAUUAAAAGAGAAAAAAAAAAAAUAGGAACCAAAUAUUUUUUAGCGAGGAUUGUGCUGUCGGAGUUUUUUUUUUUUUUUUUUGUAAGCGUUUCUCCUCUCGGGCUGUGUGUUCUGUACUUCUGCCUCUCACAGUCUGCUGGUGAACGUGCCGUCGAGUAUUCAUGGACGUACAGUACGUGGCUGACGACAACUUCAGGAAAUCAUGCAUCGCUUCAUCCCAAGGGUUUGGUUCCAUCCCAGGUCCAGAGGAACCGUUCAGCCACGCCGCCCAGCUCCGCUCGUUCUGACUCAGACUGCUGCAGCUUCUGUAGACGUUCUAGACGUUCUGCUACAGCUUCCCCGUGUCGUGGCAGUGGUGACUCUGCAUGGCGUGCGGCACAGCGGCCUGUGCGUUUCUGUGUUCUAUUAAACGAGAGCCAUAUACAGUAUAGAGAGAGAGACAGGAGAGAGCGGAGGAGACUUCAGCAGCUUUUCAGAGUUUGCAGAUGUAGUGAGGAGGAGGAUGCAGGAGGAUGAAGAGGAAGAGGACGGCAGAACAUCCAUCAGUUUUGGAAGCGGAGCAGAGUAACGGAGCGUGUGAGAUCAGCCGAGCUGCCGCUGAAAGCAGAUGGACGCAUGUAUGAUAGUUCUGCCGCAUCCCUCAUCGUCUCACUGUCUUCUGCAGUUAGCAGCACUGUCUCUGUUCCUUUCCGCCACCGUUCAUUUUUUCCUUUCUCUUGUACAAGUUGUCCAAAUUUCUAAAAGCUGUCUAUGCAACUUCUGCAUCCUUUAUAAACAAAACUGUACAUUGAAUUAAAAGAGCGCUAGCAGUUGCAUUCCAUAGUUCCCCACAGCUAUGAAUAUUAUAUUUAUAGUGAGGAUGUUACCUAUUCUUUUAUGGCACGUUCAUGAUGUAAUUUGCGAAAAGCUUGCAUCUCCUCUGUGAAGUUUCUGUACAAAAUGUAAGAAAGAAUUUUUAAACAAGAAAUAAAUUAUAUUUAUAUGCAACACUGAA